Anolis sagrei ordinatus is the source of this 9079-nucleotide messenger RNA. RefSeq names its product hyaluronan and proteoglycan link protein 1 (gene HAPLN1). The record is from RefSeq and is a predicted model, not a curated record. Gene Ontology annotation, biological process: cell adhesion; glial cell differentiation; skeletal system development. Gene Ontology annotation, molecular function: hyaluronic acid binding. NCBI's taxonomy places the organism in Eukaryota, Metazoa, Chordata, Lepidosauria, Squamata, Anolidae. Gene Ontology annotation, cellular component: perineuronal net; synapse.
UCGCCUUGCCAGGCAUCCCUUCAGAGUCUCAAGCACACAAACAGAGAGAAACUCUGACAACUUCUUCCAGUCGGUGGUCAAAGCCGGGGCGUGGGGCGGGAGGUGGCGUGAGGGGUGUUUUCUUCAGGGCCGGAGCCAAGAAGGGCAGGGCGCCUUCUCCACAAGACCCCGAGGAAAGGGGAGAGAGGGACUCAGGCGGAGAGAGAGAGAGAGAGAGAGAGAGACGGAGGGGAGGAAGAGAAGGAGGAGAAAAGAAGAGGAGAAAGAGGCUGCUGCUGCUGCUGCUGCUGCCUGAGGAGGAGAGACGCUGCCCGGUGCGCGCUUCUGGGACACAACUCCCUCCUCUUCCAUCCCAUCCCUUCCUUUCCUUGGAGGGCGGCUGCUCUCGAGCUCUGACCACUGGGCCCUUGUUCCUCGCUGUCGCCUUCUUAUCCGACGUGGGGUUUCCAUUGGACUCAAGGCGGCGCGCUUUCUCACCCUCAGACUUUCUCCUCGCCUCGGGACUUGCCUUGCACCUUUAGCCUGCGAGGAAAGCACCCAAAGGAGGACACAAACCCGAGACCGACGAAGCUGAGGACACCCCACCCCAACUUCUCAAGCCCCCAACUGUUUCAAAACUCUUCUUUCUUUGGCGGGGCAGCAUCCUCCUCACCUUGAAGCAGCGCGAAAGUGAAGAAGAUUCUUGGGCUACAAAAGAUGAGGAGUCUACUUUUUCUGGUGCUGAUUUCUUUCUGCUGGGCUGACUCUUAUGUUGCUAACUUCACACUGGAGCGUGACAGAAUUUUUCACAUCCAUGAAAAUGGACCUCGCCUUCUUGUGAAAGCAGAAGAAAGUAAAGUCUUUUCACAGCGAGGUGGUAAUAUUACACUGCCAUGUAAAUUUUACCGUCCACAUGCACCAUCUGACUUUGGCCUUCAUAAAAUUCGGAUCAAGUGGACCAAACUCACCUCAAAUUACCUCAAAGAAAUGGAUGUCUAUGUUGAAAUGGGAUACCACAAAAAGAGCUACGGAAAUUACCAAGGAAGGGUCUCCUUAAAGAAAAGCACUGAAAAUGAUGUCUCUCUUGUAAUCACAAAUAUAAUGCUGGAAGAUUAUGGGAAAUAUAAAUGUGAAGUUAUUGAAGGCUUAGAAGAUGACACAGCCAUUGUAUCCCUAAAUUUAGAAGGCAUUGUAUUUCCUUACUUUCCACGACUGGGUCGCUACAACUUUAACUUCCACGAAGCUCAACAAGCCUGCCUGGAGCAAGAUGCAGUUAUAGCUUCUUUCGACCAGUUAUAUGAAGCAUGGCGAUUAGGUCUGGACUGGUGCAAUGCAGGCUGGCUCAGUGAUGGAUCAGUGCAAUAUCCUAUCACAAAUCCCAGGGAACCUUGUGGUGGGAAGAACACAGUGCCUGGAAUCAGAAAUUAUGGCUUUUCAGAUAAGGACCUAAGCAGAUAUGAUGUUUUCUGUUUUACAUCCAAGUUUAAUGGCCGUUUUUACUACCUAAUUCACCCGACCAAACUGACCUAUGAUGAAGCAGUGCACGCUUGCCUCAAAGACGGUGCACAGAUUGCUAAAGUAGGCCAAAUGUUUGCCGCCUGGAAACUCCUAGGAUAUGACCGCUGUGAUGCUGGCUGGCUGGCUGAUGGCAGUGUCCGGUACCCGAUCUCCAGGCCAAGAAAACGCUGCAGUCCUACUGAAGCAGCGGUCCGCUUUGUGGGCUUUCCAGAUAAAAAGCACAAGCUCUAUGGUGUCUACUGCUACAGGUCAUACCAAUGAAUGUACCUAGAGCACAAUAAUGUCCAAUUCAUCAAGAACAUGUGAAGGAUUUUGUUUCAGUAUGAACUCAUGCAAAUUACCAAAACUGUGAUAAAUCUUUUUUACUUACUGUAAAGAGUCAUUUUCAUAAAACCAACCCAUUGAUUUGUUUUGGUUAUUUUUUAAGGAAAAAAGUCAUUCCAUAGAUAUUUUAAAUUAAUAUAAUUUAAAGGAAGCUCUAGGUAAAGAUGUGCUUGAAGAAUACCUAUUAAGCUACAUCAUUCUGACAAAGCAUUUCUUUUUCUUCCGUGAAUGGGGCAUGCAAUAGCUUGAUGAUUGCUAGGACUAAGUUAAGGAAUGUAAGGCUACUCAAAGCAAAAAACCUUUCUCAAGGGUAAUAAGUUUACAUAUUUGCAUCGUGUUAAAAUGGACCAGUGAAUAAUAACUGAGAUCUCCAUGUUCUUAUUGCAGUGAUCUCUUUUUAACUGCCAUCCCUUGUGGUUUUGUGAGCAGUUAAAAACAAUGACGUGGACACAAUUCAAACCAAUAGUCUUUUAUAGUCUACAGUAUGUGAAUUGUUUCACUAUUUAAAAUCAUGCCUUCAGCAAGGUUCUGCUCAUAAUCCCAUAACAUUCCAACAAGCACAGUUAAGUCUUCUCAAUAUCAUUCCUGGUUUUAUUAUGUAUGCAGUAGAAAUGUGUGUAUGAAUAAUUAAAGAAUGGACUCUAAUUUCUUCUAGUCUUUAACACAAAGUAAAUAUACCUGCAAUGUAUUGCAUUACUUUGAGUAGCUUUAUGGGAGUAUUCCUAAAGGCCAUUUUGCUAAGCAGCAUUUAGCAUCUACUCAGGGCAGUUAUAUAUAAAUGAACUGCUGGACAGAAUCACACACAAAUGUAUUAAAUAUAGCAGCUUGAUUUCAUGAUAGCUUUUAAAAUAUUACUGUCUUUAUAAAUGAAACAUUUAAAUAUUUAAUAUUUUUUCCUUAGUUACUUGUGUGGGAGAUAAGCAUUUGAUUAAUCUUGAAACAUAAUAUCUAUCCUAUGUUUAAAAAACAAAAGAAGAAAACUGAUGGGGUAAAUAUCUGUAUAUUCAGUGGCCCAUGAUCCAAUACUACCUGUAUAACUCCAGUUUCACUCAGGGCCCAUCUGCACUGCACCAUUAAUAGAGUUUAACACCAUUUUAAUUACCAUACCCAAUGCUAUGGAAUCAUAGGAGUUGCUGUUUUAAAAGGUCUUUAGCCUUUCUUUUUUGCCAAAGAGUGCUGGUGCUUCACCAAACUACUACCCCCAGGAUUCCAUCACAUUGAAUCAUGCCAAUUAAAGUGGUGUCAAACUGCAUUAAUUCCAGAGUGUAGAUGCACCCUCAACUACUUCUGUGAGUGUUCCCAUUCAUUUUAGUGGAGGCAGCCACUCUUUUACAUAAAUCCCUUUGUACCUAUGGAUCUAUGCAACCACAGAAGUGAAUGGGAUUGUCUUUGCAAGUCAUGGAGCUCUUUGCCCACACUGAAGUCUUCAUGCCUAUAAGCAUUCAUUUUUUCAAAAAAAGUAAAAACAACUAUGCCAACAUUCUUGAUCUUGACUCCUUGAAAUAUUACUGUUAAGGUUCUGCAGAUCUUUGAAGAGUUAAGUUUUUAGAUUAUGAAAUAAUCAGGCCAGGUGAUCAUUGCAGAAACAAACAAAAACAAUUCGGACCUUCUAGAUAUUACCUGAAAGCUUCUUCCGAAUGCAUCUAAGGAUGGCUCUUCAAAUUUCACCAGCCUCCACGUUUCUUAAAAUUUCCAUUUUUGUGGCCACAUAUACAGAUCUAGGCUAAGUUAGUUUGCUGGGAAAGCGGAUAAAGCAAGUUAUCAGCAUUCUCCUUUCCUCUAUUUUGAUUAUCAUAUUUCUGCUUUCAGUGGGACACAUUGAAAUCCUCUAAAUAUCUAUUCAGAAGUGAGUUCAGAGGAGACUUGCUCUUAGAUAAUUGGCUAAGAAAUGGCAUUCUUUUAUAUCACUAUCUUUAUCUAUAUCAGUGGUUCUCAACCUGUGGGUCCCCAGGUGUUUUGGCCUACAACUCCCAGAAAUCCCAGCCAGUUUACCAGCUGUUAGGAUUUCUGGAAGCUGAAGGCCAAAAACAUCUGGGGACCCCAAGUUGAGAACCACUGAUCUAGAUUAAGGUCCUUGCAUGCAGAUCUCAGUAGUUAGAAGAGCUUCUUUCUUCUUUCAAUCUAAUGAAUCUUUUACUACGUGGAAGGAAUGCAGACGAUUGAUUGCAAAAUUUAUUAUUUUCACAGGAGGACGCUGGCACACUAAUGAGAAAUAUUCUUUCUCUAACCUUAUUAGUAAAAAUAACAGUAUAUUAGUACUUCUUGACAACAGUGUCAACAAUACUGUUAUUUUAAAUGACUUAUGAAUAAAGCAAGAAGAGAAGGAAAGACAAAAGAAAUGAUACAUGCAUUUGCAUUGAUUAAUAUACAGUAUAAACAUAAGCCUUAAUAUGAUUCUGAAUUCCUUUCUGCACUGUUCUAUUUAGUAGCCAUGUUGAUUGAUUGCUUUUAAUAAGAAGAAAAACUUAUAAUUUGACAUAUGUAGAUUUUUUUUACAAAAAAAAUGAAGAAAAUUGGAUCAGAAAGGUUUAGGGCCUUAGAUCCAGAGAUAGUUUGCAUGGCCUUCACAAAAGAAUCCUUCAGAAUUGUUCCACUACUACUCAUUUCCUCCAUAAUGCAUCAUUCUCAGACCACAUGUGUGGCUGUGGGUGGUGUGACGGUUUUGGGAGGUGUGGUGCUAAAAGCCCAGCAAAGUUUUGAUAUUUCCACAGAGUUUUGCUACUUUGUCUUUGGAUUCAAACCAUGAUCGAAAAAAAUGAGACUUAGGUGUGAAAGGCUUCUGUUGAUGAAGGAAAAUAGAUGGUCCUUGUUGAAUUUUGAAGAUUGUUACUCUACUUGGAGUAACUUUUAUUUAAGCACUGCUAGUGUGAACCCUAUGAUAAUUUACCUGAAAACAGAGCUCACUGGAUACAAUGGGAUACAUUCUAAAUAAAGCAUUCAUCAUAAAUACAAUAGCUGAAAUCCUGUUGGUAUCUUACCAUUUGUAGCAGCCACUUUCAAUUCAAGAUUGAGAAAGCAGAGUUCCAUAUUUAUGCUACUAGUGUGCAUGGAUAUGCCUUGUUCAUAGAUGUGCAUGUGUAUUGCAUAUGGUUUCACGAUUAUGUACACAUGAUUUUCACCCAGCUGUGCAUGGGUGUGCAUUUCACAAACAGAUGAAUGCACAUUUAGUUUUCCAAAAUCACAGCUUACUAGUAUGGGGGCACUAGUACUGCCACAAAAGGUAAUGUGUCUAAAAGAUAUUUCCUGGGUGGAGAUUCUCAACUCAUUGGAAAAUUAACUAAUUGGAACAAUAAUUUCAAAAGCCUGUUGAAAAAAUGUCAUUUCAAUUUUCAUGCUGUUAGCUUGGUGCCUUCCUUGGUGACUUCAAAUGCCUCAAGAGGAUCAACAUUUUCUUUUGACAAUAGUGCCACAGUUAAAUGGGAUCAUAUGAGAUUCUAGCGUUCCCUAUGCUAUCCAAAGCUUUUGUGUGUGUGUUUGUGCGUGUGGCUGGAGUUAUACUUUAAAAAUGUAUCUGUUCUGACUUACAUACAAAUUCAACUUAAGAACAAACCUAUCUUGUUUUUAACUUGGAGACUGUCUAUUACUACCAAAUCUUUGCAUCAGCUUGAACAUUAAAUAUGCAUGCAUUUAUAACAAUAUCAUAUGAAAGAAAAUGGUACAUUACUUCCUUAAGAACAGCAGUUCCAGAUUGUGCCCUGUAUUAAUGGUUCAUCUGACUGAAAUAUCCUCUGCAAAUGUUAUCCUAGAUUUGGAUUUUUUUAAUUAUCUUGCCCAGGUCAUGGAGGGCACUAUAAGGUCACCUUCAAUUUAAGACAGAUUCAUGUUCAAUUUCACACAUAUUUUUGACACAUAUUUUUAUAUUCAGGACAUUUGUUUGUUUUGCUCAAUCUUUUGCAGGUACAAUGAAAUACUCUUGUCAUUUUGUUGUUAACUGCAAAAGCAAAAGCUCAUGGCCCUUUGUCUAUAGUUCUAUGUGCAUUUACCUAGGAUUUAGUCUCAUUGAACUCAGUGUUGCUCGGUCCCAUCCUGUAAAUAAACAUGCAAUCCUAAACAUGUCUCUUCAGGGUUAUCAGGGCCAAAGAUAAUGCAUUAGAUACACAGCAUGCAAGUGAAUCUUUUUCCUUCAUAUUUUCUAGUGCACACCCCAGAUGGAAAGUUUAAAUAUACAUAUGAGUUUUGUUUUUGUUUCUCAACUUCUACAUUAUGGGAAGGUGGAGAUUCAGGACAAAAUGCAGCUGGAGGAAGAGAUUUUGAUCUCCCUACAUUUGUGUUUUGCUCCCUUUUCAGUCUAGGGUCUACUACUUAAUUUUUGCUCAUAAUUCUUUCUUAGAAAAGAAAAAAAGACCUUAGCUACAUGCUAUGAACUGGGUAUAUUGUGCAAUUUAAGUGUCGGAAUGAGUCCCAUUAAAUUAAACAAUGGAUACAGGAUUACAACAGGAACUGGCAACAUAUGGCCUAAAAGAUUCAGUCCCCACUAUUGCCAAAUUUAGGUUGCUUAACAACAGAGUGAUUUCACUUUAAAACAAGUACUGUGAAGAGUGUGCAGCAUCUUAAACUAAAGCAUUUCCCUGAAAUCCUCAUGGAAAGAAGGUUUGGUCCUAAAUCAGGCAUCUUGCAUGCCUGAUUUAAAUUAAAAUUACUGGUGUGGUUUGUGAUUAAUUUAUAAAGCAGAUCUGUUGGGAGUUUAUUCUAUGGCUAACAUCCUUUUGGAAACAAAUGAUGUCAUUAACCAAUUUACCAGGUUGCAAAUGUUUAGAAUGGCAGUGUUGUGUAACCAUCAUAUUUCCAGAAGGGAAAGAGUUGUUAGAGCUGUGCUUUUGAGAGCAUUGUGCAAAUGGAGCAAGCAGCAUGGCCAUUACUCAACAGUUGUGAUAUGCAACAGAAAAGCAUUUUGCAAGAAUGGCUGCCCUGGCCCAACGAAGUUGCCCAAUGAGGUUGUGCUUCUAUCACCCUAGAAAUAUGGGUGGAUCCAGAAAGGAGGGCAUUGAAAGGUCAUGGAUAUCCAACACCUUACCAGAAAAAAGUCUCUACCAUUUAUGGUGCCCUAUUAUGUUAUUGGAACACUUUUGUACAACAGGACAUCUUGUAUGGAUUUCUGUAACACUAUUGCAUGUUAUGUCAGUGAUUUUGCACUGACAUUGCAAAUAUAAGCUUUGCAGCCUGUGAUGCAGGAUCUCAGUCCUUGUUUUGAAGUUGAUAUUUGGUCCUAGAAUCCCAAUUCAGCUUUAAAACAAGGUACAUGUUCUGUAUAACUGAACCAGUAUAGUGGCAACAGUGGAACUAUACAGCUCCAGGUGAUGCAGGGAAGAACAAUGAGGCCUUAGGACUGCUGGACAUUUCCCACCCUGUAUAUCCAUUUAAAUAUUCAGGGCUGAACAAAGUAUCCAAUUCCCAUAGAGUACUGUAUUACUUUUAUAUCUUGAUGAGAUUGUAUAUGUGUAUGUGUCAAUAUUGUUUUGAGUUCAAAUGGUAGGUAUAGUACCCAUGUGCCCUGCAAGUAGUGGGCAUCACUAGAAGCUUUAACAUGCCUCAGUGAAAGAGUCUCCUGGGCAAUAAAAUACUUUAGCUAAAAGCGAAUGGGGUUACAGCUUCUGUCAGAGUGUUUGCACACUCAGUGUGUUCCUCUUAUCUUCCCUGCAGUCUUUCUUUUUUCCAAGUUUACAGAACGGAAAUUAAAUUGGACACUCUUGUAAGACUGCUACUCUGGGAGAAAAAAUGGCGUGCUUUUUAUUCAUGCUGUUGGGGUAUACACUCAGAUGCUGGACAAUAACAUGCAAUCCAGAUGGCUUUGAUUGUGUCACUUAGAAAAUAUGUUUGAAUGUCCUGCUAUGUCUUCAGGUGCUCACAGAAGGCCAGUGUUAUCAGAAAAGGGGUCCUACUAGCUAAUUUUCCUGAUAUUUCUGAUGUAGAGUGUCAUCUAAACUUUGAUCCCUCCCUAAAUUCUAAAUCGUCCAAUCUCAUGUGGUGUUUUUACAUUUAAGUAACUUUUGUGGAAGUCUUAAUAAUCUUUUUCAGCAUCUCUCACUAAAAUGUUGUUUAUUUAUUUUAUAGUGUAGAAUUAUCUGAUCUGAAUUAAUUGUUCCAAUAAUGAGAUACAUGAUACUUAGAAAAAUUCUUGACAUUGAUUUUCUCUGGAAUUGUCAACCUGUCACUAGCACAGAAUGUCCUAAAUUCUAAAGCCAGCCAGCCUCUAGAUUGAACUCAGAGCUACUCCAAUAUAUAGCCAUAACCAAACAUAGCAUUUUCACUGGCUAUGGCACAAAGACAGGACUUUAAGAGGAAAAUAUAAGCCAGUGGUUCCCAUCUAUGGGUCCGCCAUGUGUUUUGGAUUUCGGCCCCAGAAUUCCUGACAGUUGACCAAAUUGGCUGGGGCUUCUGGGAGUUGAAGUCCAAAACAUCUGGAGAAAGUUUGGAAACCACAAAUCUGGGCUAAUCAAUACUGCAUCAUCAGACUAAUCUUCAGAUCAAAUCUUCCAGUCUUCUAGGGCAAAGGAUCAUAAAAUAAACAUUGAAAAAAAUCAUCUUGGCUAAUAAUGUAGUCCAUUUUGUUUGGGUUCCAUUUGUCAUAUCAGACAUGGGGAAAGUGCAGACAUAUGUUGUUUCUAUGCCAGCUAGGACUUCUGGGAGAUUUAGUCCAGCAACAGCUGGAAGGCCUUACUGUUUCCACCCCUGUUUUAGAUAUGGUUAAUUAGAUAAAGUUUCCAACAUCAUAGCCCAUCCAAAUAACACAACUACGGGGUUUCUGUGCUCUGAAAAUAACAUGUCAUUUAAGAGAGGAUUGAUUUUCUCAUAAAUAUUCUAACUGAAGUGAGAGUAACCGCAUAUCUCCAGAGAUAUCAUAGUACUUCUAAAUAAGUUUGCAAAAAGCAACUUCUUACAUGGUAAGUAGGAAAAAUAAUAUAAAGUUGUCAUUACAAAGAAAAUGAAAACAAAGUAAGCUAAAUGAUAUUUAUUUUAUACAGUUACUAAAAUGAAUAACAACUCAUAAGCUUUAUGACAUAACUGGUAUUUACAGAGCAUUCUUCUAUGAGGAAAUUGUGCUUGGAUAGGGUCUGAAGGGAAUGCUUUAGAACUGGUUUAUGUCAGUGCUACUGUUCUAAAAAAGACAAAAACGAUGAUCAUAUAAGAAUGAAUUAAUGCGCUGUGUCAUUUUUCUUGUAUUUCACAUGUAUCUAAAUUUUAAUGUCCUUAAAUGGCAACAAUUACAUCAUGUUGAUCUUUUUCAAAAUAAAGAACUUCUUUCUUUCUGGACAAACAA